AUGCAGACGUCCAUUGACCUGUUAUUUGACCCCAGUGAGGACGCUGCCAUCCACUGGGCAGCCCGCACUGGUUUGGAACAUGCCUUGGACCUUCGGACGGCUGAGCAGCUCUACGCUCGUGCCCUCCCAUAUCUAAAGACUUGGGCGUGGGCUCUUACUACAAAGCAUGGUUGGACACAGGACGCCGUCGACAACGUCGGCGACAUGCCACUCGCGGUCUGUAUUGGCCGUGACGAGCUCAUCCAAGGCGAUAAUGGCGACAUUUCCUACGUUGCCAGGCUCGUCUUGCCCGCAAACUUUACAGACUUGCUCAAUCCCGAAUUUACACACGACUGGGCUGCCAUGUUUAGCCAUCUCACGAAUGCCCUCGCCCCCGCCUCCACCACCACCGAUAUUUUUGACCUCGGCCGUGCUGGAUUUCCACGCCCACUUCAGAACAUACUCUAUCUCUUGCAAGUAUUGUCCCCCGGCCUCGUUCUCGUCCGCUCUGUGACGACAGACGAUGAUCAAGGCACAGAAUGGGGCAUCGACCUCGUUGCCUUGCCGCCAUCAAUCUGGGUUGGCUUGCAUAUUGAAGAUCUCGAAGACAUCUUUGGUGCCCAAACCGCCGUCAAGCUUUACCAGACUGCAGAAGACCCGUAUUGCUCGUCUGAAGAUGCCUCUGCUGCUAGUAGCUAUGGCUCGCAAGACGCAUUCGACUCGUACACUACGCUCAACUCGGACCACUUUGAGGAUAGCUGGAACGAGUUUGAAUUCCCCACCGACUUUGCACGCGACGAAGACGCACUCAGCUUCCAGAGCUUCCAGGAGCCCGCGUCCUACUUGCCCGCUGACGAGCAGAGUGCUACCCACGACACUUCGUUCUUGGCUCAGUCGGGACAACACCUCGCCGAACAUCACCUGAUUUCCGACUUUGACGGAAAGGAUUCGAACCUGAUGGAAUAUAGGCACUGUGACGCAGACUGCAACUAUUGUGGAAUGUGCUCCAGUCGCUUUGCCGAACGCCUUACGGAGCGCCUGUUGAUGCAUGGCUCUCUCUUGACAAUCUAA
Serendipita indica DSM 11827 is the source of this 1050-nucleotide messenger RNA. Lineage: Eukaryota; Fungi; Basidiomycota; Agaricomycetes; Sebacinales; Serendipitaceae. The record is from the annotation of a GenBank genome assembly.